This is a messenger RNA of Glossina fuscipes, 1984 nucleotides long. It is a transcript of the gene Ir68a, whose product is annotated as glutamate receptor ionotropic, delta-1. NCBI's taxonomy places the organism in Eukaryota, Metazoa, Arthropoda, Insecta, Diptera, Glossinidae. Gene Ontology annotation, molecular function: glutamate-gated receptor activity. Gene Ontology annotation, cellular component: membrane. The coding region runs from base 1 to 1968 and encodes 655 amino acids. The transcript is spliced from 5 exons. The record is from RefSeq and is a predicted model, not a curated record.
AUGACUGACUUACGGCAACUUUUGGCGAACCUUUUGGUUGCAUCUCAGGUUGAACGAUGUUUUAUGAUCGUUACCGAUAGUUGGUAUCAGACACUGUAUGAUAACUAUUUCUUUGAGUAUUCGCGCCAACCUUUAUCAUAUCUUUACGUGCAUGUUAAAGCCUCCGAAGAUCUACUUUCACCGAAUUAUCAAACUGUACGAGUUCUAAAACAAAUCAAAGCCUUCAAUUGCGAUUUACAUUUUGUAACAUUACUGAACGGUCUACAAGUCAAACGUUUCCUGAUGUUUGUCGAAAAAUAUCGAAUUCUAAAUAUGAGCCGUAAAUUUGUAUUUAUGCACGACAAUCGUUUAAUAGAAGAGGACAUGUUACAAGUAUGGAGUAAACUUCUAUCGUCAAUAUUUGUACAGACACGGGACUUUACGAGCUUUAAAAUUUCCACUAUAAAUUUCCCAGGUAUUUUCAAUGGUAUUAUCACUACCAAACUUAUAGUAAAAUGGCAGAAAGGCAAACGUUUAAAAAAAUGGGAUUUAUUUCCAAAUAAGCCAUCUAAUCUCAAAGACUUUACUGUACCGGUUGCCGUCUUUGCACACGUCCCAAUGAUAAUGCGAUCAAAACACAGGAAACAUCAAUAUAUUGGACUAGAAGUGGAAAUUAUGAAAGCUUUAGGCAAAGCUAUGAAUUUUAAGCCUCAACUCUAUGAAACUUCAGAUGCCGAGCAUGAACGUUGGGGACGUCUUUUACACAACGGUUCAUAUACUGGAUUAAUAGGAGAAAUUAACCACGGCAGAACUUUAUUGGCUAUGGGGGACUUACAUUUGUUUAGUGCCUAUCGCAACAUAUUGGACUUCAGUAUGCCUCAUACUUACGAGUGUUUGACAUUUCUUACACCGGAAUCUUCACAAGAUAACUCGUGGAAGACUUUUAUACAGCCAUUUAGUUUGGGCAUGUGGAUCGGCGUUUUCCUCUCGCUCUUUCUAGUCGGUAUACUUUUUUAUUUACUCUCGUUUUUACAUGCGCUUCUAGUUCGUAAAAGCGUACAACCGAGGAAAUUUUUUAAAUUCUUACGCAAACGUAAAUCUGUUGCAAUUACAAAUUUUCGCGAUGUGCGUUUUCGUAUAUAUUUAAAUCGCAUUCGGAUUCCUUUAAAAAAUGAGGAUUUGUUUGAUAAUUUUUCCAAUUGUAUACUGCUCACGUAUUCAAUGUUAAUGUAUGUGUCGUUACCGAAAAUACCAAAAAACUGGCCACUUAGGGUGUUAACAGGCUGGUAUUGGAUCUAUUGCAUACUAGUGACGGUAGCAUACAGGGCAAGCUUCACUGCCAUUUUAGCGAACCCUGCGCCACGUAUAACCGUUGAUACUUUAGAGGAAUUAAAAAAUAGUCAAUUAAUAUUGACUGUAGGAUCAGAGGACAACAAACACUUGUUCGACAAUGCUUUCGACAAGACACUAAGGGAAUUGGGGUCCAGAACACAAGUUAUAGAUGCCAUAAAUGAAGUGACGGGCCAUAUAGGUAAAGGUACCCAUGCCUAUUAUGAUAAUGAGUAUUUUUUACGUCAUUUACGAUUAAGAGGUGUCCAAAGCGAUGACGACCGUGAAGUCGUCCUGCACAUAAUGAAGCAAUGCGUUGUCAACAUGCCCGUAGUUUUAGGUAUGGCUCGAAACUCGCCGUUAAAGAAAUCGAUCGACAAAUACAUACGACGCCUAUUAGAGUCUGGUCUUAUUUACAAGUGGCUUCAAGAUGUGGUUAAACAUUUCCCAGCAGAAGAAGAUUUACCACAAGAGGCUUUGAUAGAUAUGAAGAAAUUCUGGAGCAGCUUUGUACCGCUGCUAAUUGGUUACUUUAUUGGUGUGUUAAUUGUUUUGGGCGAGUAUUGGCAUUUUCGUCAAGUCGUGUGCAAGCAUCCCCUUUAUGAUGAGCAUAAUCUCAAUUUGUAUUAUAACUUUAUGCGCAAAUUUGCCGAUAAUUAAAAGAUUCAAUUUUAAG